GAAGUUGCAUUGGUUAAUGUGUCACUACACAAAUACGGAGCCAGCAAGUUUUUAAAGAAAAAGUCACUUAAAAAAGAUAAAAAAAUGAAAAGGAGGACGGACAUUAUAAUGGAUAAUGCAUUAAAAAAUGUUAAAUAUUACAAAGCAAAUGAACGAAACGAGGAACAGGCAGACAACAAAUUGAAAGAGAAUUUGGCUCUGAAUUCCACAGAGAUUGACAAUUUACCAAAAGAAAUGCCUGACAUUAACAAUUUUCUUAUUAACAUCAAUCAGAUUGACUUGCCUAAAAAAGAUAGAUGUGAUCUGUGUUUGGAGUACGAAAUGGCAUCUGUAGAUCACAAAGCAAAGCUGAAGGAAAAAUUCGAUACCCAUUUAAAAGAGAAAGACCUUUGUCGCCUUGAAAAGAAGAACGACCGCAGAAACAUUGGUGAAGGAAAUAUAUGUACCGUAUAUGAUUUGCAAGCAGUCAUGCAAGGCCCUUUAGGAGACUCGAGUUCUUUUUAUUAUAUAUCAAAACUCAACUGCCUAAAUUUUACUAUGGCUGAGCUGGCUCAGAAAUCCGACAAGAAAACAAAUAAAGAACAGGAAAUUGAAGGGAAUCAGGGAAGAAGGGGAGAAGAUAGAAUUGAAGAAGAAACUGUAGGCUCAUAUGGGGAUGUUUAUAAUUACUUUUGGGAUGAAAAAUAA
This is a messenger RNA of Parnassius apollo (apollo), 687 nucleotides long. The record is from the annotation of a GenBank genome assembly. NCBI's taxonomy places the organism in Eukaryota, Metazoa, Arthropoda, Insecta, Lepidoptera, Papilionidae.